AUGCAAGAACAAGGUCUAAGCAUGAUGGGUACUAGUGGUGGCGGUGGAAUUGGUGGCUUAACCGACGUUUCCAUGGAAGUUUCCGGUGACCAGCGCCGACAACUCAAGGCGGAGAUCGCCACCCACCCUCUAUAUGAGCAACUUCUCUCAGCCCACGUAGCUUGUCUUCGUGUGGCUACACCUAUCGAUCAGUUGCCCCUUAUUGAUGCUCAGCUUUCACAAUCCCACCAUCUUCUUAGGUCUUAUGCUUCACAGCAGCAACAGCACCAUAAUUAUCCUCUCUCUCCCCAUGAAAGGCAAGAGCUUGACAACUUCUUGGCACAGUAUUUGUUAGUUCUGUGUUCCUUUAAAGAACAGCUUCAGCAACAUGUCAGAGUCCAUGCUGUUGAAGCUGUCAUGGCGUGCCGUGAAAUUGAACAGAACUUACAAGUUCUAACUGGUAACCUCCAAUCUCUCUCUAGGCUCUGCAUAUAUCAUUACAUGGGUACAAUUGCAUAA
This is a messenger RNA of Ilex paraguariensis (yerba mate), 498 nucleotides long. The record is from the annotation of a GenBank genome assembly. Lineage: Eukaryota; Viridiplantae; Streptophyta; Magnoliopsida; Aquifoliales; Aquifoliaceae.